AUGAACAGAGAGGAAAACAUAAGAUCACUGGAGGAAAAAAUAAACGAGUUAGAAAAUUCGAAAAAAGAAUCAGAUGAAAAGGAUGAAGCCAUCCUAAACAUGAGCGAAAAGCUCCUCAUCCUUUCGAACAAAUAUGAUGUCUUGGUGAAGGAAUCGAAGCUACAGGAAGAGGAGCUGAAACAUUUAAAAAAUAAAAAAAAAUACAAAAACGAUAAUACGGAUGAGUUCCUAAUUACACUAAAAAAACAGAAUGAAGAUUUUAAAAAGGACAAUGAAAUGUUAACAAACAAAUAUUCCGACCUGCUCACGGAAAACAGUACCCUUAAGUGUUCAUACAAAAUGCUACAAGAACAGCUGCAGGAGAGUCAGAAAAAUUUGGAACUGGUAAAAAUGCAUAAUACAAAGGAGUUUGACGAGAAAGGCGCCCUUCAAAUUUUAAACCUCGGAACGGGGCUACUGAACAAGACGAGCUUCAGCAAAGAUGGAAAGGAAGGUAAUCCGCUCAAACUAGAAAUAGAGUACAAAGAUAUGAUAAUAAAGAAAUUGCUGCGGAAGAGGUUCACGGAGGAGAUAAUGAAGGGAAUGGACCAAAGCAACAAUGGCAGCUGCAACGGGAAGGACAGUACAAUGGGAAAUGAUUGCCACCAGAAGGGGGAGGACAACUCACAAAAAAAUGACACCUUUAACCACAACGGGGAGCAACUAAUUACAUUCGAGAAAAAACUGGAGGAGAUGUACCAAAAGUGUGUGGAGUCGCAGAGUGACAAUGACCAAUUAAAGAACAAAAUUAAAAAAUUGUCUGAUAAUAUAGAUGACCUGAAAAAGGAAAACGCAGAUUUGUUGGGAAUAAUCGACACUCUGAGGGAGUACAUCAGCAAGGCCUAUCGCGAGGACGUCAAUGUUCACCAAUUUGACGACUUGAUAAACAACCUCCUUAAGGAGAACUCCACCCUGAAUGACGAAUUGUCCAAGCAGAAAAGGAAGAACAUGGUGGACACCUACUUCUUCAACAAAGAAUUGCAACUAAUACAAAGUGACAAAUUUAAAAUUAUAGAAAAAUUUGAUGAGGCCAAUGUGAAUAAUUUCCCCCACCUGUACGAACCGCUAAACGUGACUCUUAACGAAGCUCCACAUGAGUACCAUGACGAGAUGGCUGAAAAGAGGGAAGCAGGACAAGGUAACGAUGAAAUUGCUAAUCCCAACAAGGACAAGGAUGAGAAGAAAAAUGCAAAACAGUCCCACCUGGUCAAGUCCAACAAGCCGGUAAUCACAGACGAGUUGGUUCACACGUACAUGAAGGAUUAUAUGAUGAAUGUUCAGAACAGGACAUGA
Molecule: messenger RNA, 1332 nt
Organism: Plasmodium fragile
Lineage: Eukaryota; Apicomplexa; Aconoidasida; Haemosporida; Plasmodiidae
Exons: 9
Coding region: 1-1332 (443 amino acids)
Source: RefSeq, a predicted model, not a curated record